Messenger RNA from Pseudophryne corroboree (corroboree frog), 3100 nucleotides. Its product is annotated as gastrula zinc finger protein XlCGF26.1-like. Bases 66 to 2066 code for a protein of 666 amino acids. The transcript is spliced from 2 exons. The record is from RefSeq and is a predicted model, not a curated record. NCBI's taxonomy places the organism in Eukaryota, Metazoa, Chordata, Amphibia, Anura, Myobatrachidae.
AAGCCCAAUUAAAUAAUAUUAAAAUCAAAGAUACAGAGGGAGAAGAAGAGACGUAUGUGACUGAUAUGAAGGCAGAAGAUAUAGAUGGAGAAGAAGAGACGUAUGUGACUGAUAUAAAGGCAGAAGAUAUAGAUGGAGAAGAAGAGACAUAUGUGACUGAUAUAAAGGCAGAAGAUAUAGAGGGAGAAGAAGAGAUGUAUGUGACUGAUAUAAAGGCAGAAGAUAUAGAGGGAGAAGAAGAGACAUAUGUGGCUGAUAUAAAGGCAGAAGAUAUAGAGGGAGAAGAAGAGACGUAUGUGACUGAAAUAAAGGCAGAAGAUAUAGAUGGAGAAGAAGAGACGUAUGUGAGGGGUGUUCAGCAAUGUAAGAAGGAGGAGAUCCCUACAGAUAUCAGCACAGAUGGACACACAAGCAGGAAUAUCACAGAAGGACAUCUAAUGUUAUCCCCGGAUUGUGACAUAACAGUUAAUGACAGUAGACAGGAUUCUCCAGGAGCUAACCCCAUUACCCCAAUUAUACAUCCAGCUCUAUCAGCUGAUCCCCCUGAUCCUGGGAAAUGUUCUCCUGAUCACUCUGAUAUUGGUGCAUCUGUUACAGCUCUGACAGUAGAUACAGAGUUUCCGUGUUCUAUAGAUGCCAAAUGUUUUACACAGGACACAAAGCGUAUUAACCCACACACAGGUAAGGCAGGUGAGAGGCCACUGAUCAGUUCUGAGUGUGGGAAAUGUUUUACAUACAAAUCACAAUUUGUUAGACAUCAGAGAAGUCACACAGGUGAGAGGCCAUUUCCAUGUUCUGAGUGUGGGAAAUGUUUUGCACACAAAUCAGAUCUUGUUAUACAUCACAGAAGUCACACAGGUGAGAAGCUAUUUUCUUGCUCUGAGUGCGGGAAAUGUUUUACACGGAAAUCACAUCUUGUUGACCAUCACAGAAGUCACGCUGGUGAGAAGGCAUUUCCAUGUUCUGAGUGUGGGAAAUGUUUUACACGGAAAUCAGAUCUUGUUAUACAUCACAGAAGUCACACAGGUGAGAAGCCAUUUCCAUGUUCUGAGUGUGGGAAAUGUUUUGCACAGAAAUUAUAUCUUGUUAUACAUCACAGAAGUCACACAGGUGAGAAGCUAUUUUCUUGCUCUGAGUGCGGGAAAUGUUUUACACGGAAAUCAGAUCUUGUUGGACAUUACAGAAGUCACACAGGUGAGAAGCCAUUUUUUUGCUCUGAAUGCGGGAAAUGUUUUACAUACAAAUCAGAUCUUGUUAUACAUCAGAGAAGUCAAACAGGUGAGAAGCCAUUUUCUUGCUCUGAGUGCGGGAAAUGUUUUACACAGAAAUCACAUCUUGUUACACAUCAGCAAAGUCACACAGAUGAGAAGGCAUUUCCAUGUUCUGAGUGUGGGAAAUGUUUUGCACACAAAUCAGAUCUUGUUAUACAUUACAGAAGUCACACAGGUGAGAAGCUGUUUUCUUGCUCUGAGUGCGGGAAAUGUUUUACACGGAAAUCAGAUCUUGUUGGACAUCACAGAAGUCACACAGGUGAGAAGCCAUUUUCUUGCUCUGAGUGCGGGAAAUGUUUUACACGGAAAUCAGAUCUUGUUGGACAUCACAGAAGUCACACAGGUGAGAAACCAUUUCCAUGUUCUGAGUGUGGGAAAUGUUUUACACGGAAAUCAGAUCUUGUUAUACAUCACAGAAGUCACACAGGUGAGAAACCAUUUCCAUGUUCUGAGUGUGGGAAAUGUUUUACACACAAAUCACAUCUUGUUACACAUCAGAGAAGUCACACACGUGAGAAGCCAUUUCCAUGUUCUGAGUGUGGGAAAUGUUUUGCACACAAAUCAUAUCUUGUUAUACAUCACAGAAGUCACACAGGUGAGAAGCCAUUUUCUUGCUCUGAGUGCGGGAAAUGUUUUUCAAGGAAAUCAGAUCUUGCUAGACAUCACAGAAGUCACACAGGUGAGAAGGCAUUUCCAUGUUCUGAGUGCGGAAAAUGUUUUACACAAAACUCACAUCUUGUUAAACAUCAGCGAACUCACACAGGUAAGAGGCCAUUUCUAUACUCUGAGAAAUAAAUCAGCUCUUGUUGCACACAAUAGAUAUCACUCAGGUGAGGAACCAUUUUAAUCUGGAGUAUUCUCAUCAUUGCCAUGCGUUGUUCUUCAAGGUUCCUAUCCUAUCUCCUAUGCUUUUUGCAAUAUACAUGUUACCACUGGGUGAAAUAAUCAGAUGUCAUGUCCUCAUCUACCACUGCUAUGCAGAUGACUUGUCUCUUGCUCCGGGUACUGAGAACCCAGUACAAAUCCUAAAUGGUUGUCUAGCUGAGCUCCAGGUGUGGGUGAUGCCAGUUGGCUGUGACUCAGUCCUGGUGAAACAGGUCUAUAUGGUAAAAGCUCACCAACAAAGGGCAGGGCUACAGCUCAGCUUUGCAAACCAACCAGACUUGUGCUUGGGGGUCAGAGUUACAAAAUGCUGUUCCUGUGCGGAAUCUUGGUGUCCUGGAUGGUGGAAUGACACUUAGACAUCGAUAUCUGCCACAACCAGAUCCUCAUCUGAGGAACAUUGCCAGACUCCAGCACUUAUUUCCCUCAGAAGAUCUACCUACAGUCAUACAUGUACUUGUAUCAUCACGCAUAGACUACUGCAAUGUCCUCUACCUGGGUCUCCCAGCAAUAGAAUUGCACCGGUUGUAGCUUGUACAGAAUGCAGCAGCCAGGCUGUUACUUAACCAGCCCGUUCCUGCCACAUAACACCCAUUCUCUGCUCCCUUCACCGGCUGCCUGUAAGAUGGUGACUCUAUUACAUAAUCUGACUCUCCCAGCCCUACAUGACCAGGGUCCAUGGUACCAGAAGCAGCUUCUGCCUCCUUACUGCCCGGCUUUCUUACUUCCACCUGCAGAUGAAGGACUGUUACCAGCAGUACCAAGAGUCCCCAAGCAGUUCUGAGAUGUCAGGGGGCAGAGAGGGUGGUGGCACUAAUGCUGUAGCGGGAGCUGCCAGAGGCACUGUCUGUGGGUAAUAUUGUCCCCAAGCAGCGCUAAGGUGUCAGAGGGGAGACAGGGCAGUAGAGGGUGGAGGCAGGGUGGGUGGUUGCAGUAGUGGGGGGCGA